Homarus americanus (American lobster) is the source of this 4039-nucleotide messenger RNA. RefSeq lists its product as uncharacterized. Gene Ontology annotation, cellular component: nucleus. The transcript is spliced from 18 exons. NCBI's taxonomy places the organism in Eukaryota, Metazoa, Arthropoda, Malacostraca, Decapoda, Nephropidae. The coding region runs from base 126 to 2441 and encodes 771 amino acids. The record is from RefSeq and is a predicted model, not a curated record.
AAAGUUCUUGGUGACCAGAGAGGGAGGAGGACGCAGGCAGCCGGUGACUCUCUAUUAACACUCUUAUUACAACCAUAUUAACACACUACUGACGCUUAUAUUGUCAAGGAACUAAUAAUAUAAGGAUGCCUCCCAACAAGAAAAGGUUUCAGCCCAAUUCCGGUGGCGGCGGUGGUGGCAUGAACCGGUCAAGAGGUGGCGGCGGUCUUGGAUACAGAGGUGGCGGUAACAAGGGCCGGGCAGGUUAUGGUCGGGGAGACAGAUAUAACCAGGGUGAUGGUUAUGGCCACAGCUACGGAGGGGGAAGUUCUGGAGACUAUGGUGGCAGGCAUGGUGGCCAGAUGUUGAACCCUUGGGAGAGUGGAGUAGUUCCCAUGGCAAACAGUGGGAACGUGAGUCAUGGGGGUUAUAUGCCCCAUGGUGGAGGUGGUGGUGGAGGUGGUGGAAGCCUUCUGGGAGAGUUCAGAGGAUCGUCAGACAUAGUUGGCUCCAUUAAUCACCUCAGUCAAAUGAAUAAUCCUGAAUCAAAGCUUGCAUUAAAUAUCCUGAAUGCAGUUUUGUCAAAAGAUGAAGGUCAUCAGAGUGGCUGGAAUAGUGGACCUCCAGUCAAUAAAAGGAGGCGUAUGGAUAUGGAUGGGGGUUAUGAUAGCCACCGAGGGCAGACAUAUGCUCCCCCAAUGCAUCAUCAGGUCCAGGUCCACAAGUUUCCUCAGCAAGAUCAGCAGUUCGGCCCUCGUCGGGCUGGCAACUUUGCAUCUCCCCGCCGUGGCAGGGGCGGCCGUUUCAUUGGCCAAGCUGGUCGUCAGAUGACGACACAGCAACAGUUUAGGAAGACAGUAACUGUCAAGAAGGGAAAGCCUAUCAAUAAUAAGGGCAAUGCCAAGGUCCAAAAGAAGAAAGGUGAGACAGCAUCAGGAGCAGCAACUGGGACAGCUGGUGGUCAGAAAGGAGAUAAAACUGAGGGUGGUGGCUCCUCAGCUACAGCUGACCCCAAACAGAGUGAUGAAGCAGAAAAAGAGGCAGGAAGUGGUGAGGAGAAUGCAGCAGAAGGGGAGGCAGGGAAAGAUGACCAGAAGACUGAUGACAAAACAUCUAAGAAAGUAGUAAAAGAUCACUCAACUCCCAAAGAAGCAUUGAGGUGUCAUUUCUGCCAAUUUUACAAGUUCACUUCUAUUAAGAGCUUCAGGAAUCAUCUGGAGAGCAAGAACCAUGAACAGAUGGAGCGUUCUUUCCAUAUGAAAGGUGUAUCUAUUCUUCAGUUCCUGAGGGCUCAGUCCAAGUUGGCUGCCCAGAGGAACCUAAUGAAGUUACGUAGGAAGGGUACAAAUGGACGCAUCAUGAAGUGUACCAAGUGUCAGUGCCCCUUUAUGGGAAGCCUUGCUGAACACACAAAAACUCGAGAACACUCUAUGGUCAGUAACUACACAAAAUGCUCACCGUGUCGUCUCUGGUUUGAGAACAGGAUUGAAUUGGAAAAACAUCGCCUUUCGUUCCUUCACCUGACGAGGCAGGCAACGAUAGACCAGAACAGGUUAGAGAAGGCUAUGAAAGCUAAGAAGCCAGAAGAAGCCAAAAUUCCUGAACACGAAACCUUGAAAAAAUUACAUGUUGCUGUGGAAAGGCUGAGGCUGAACCAAAGACACACUAAUGUCUUUAGUACAAAUCAAAUCCCAAUAUAUGACCCGGGUACACCAAUUGGUAUGAACUUCAUAUUCAAGAAGUCACUUUACUACUGCACUGUAUGUUCAAGCAAAUCAAUACCAUUUGCCAAUGAGACUCUUGCCCAUUUUUCUUCUCAACAACACUAUGAUAAUUAUGUUGCCCAUCUGAAGGCUGUGGAGGAAAAAAAGAGGCUUGAGAAGGCAAAACAAGAAGAAAAAAAGAAGGAAGAAGAAGAAAAUGAACAAAAAAACAAAGACAAUGAACAAAAAAACAAAGACAAUGAACAAAAAAAUAAAGAAAAUGAACAAAAAAACAAAGAAAACAAAGAUGAGGAUAAAGAUGUAGAAGAAAUGGAUCAAGAUGAAACUGACCAAGAUGAAACGGCUCCCAAAGACCAAACCAACGAAGAAGUUGAAGAUGUUGACGUUAAGGAGGAGGAAGUUGAUGUUAAGGAGGAGGAAGAGCCGGAGGAUGUGGAAAUGGUAGAUGAGGAAUUAAUUACACCUGUCACAGAAGUCAAAGAAAAAGAAGAAAUAUGUGAUAAGAAUGUAACAGAGGAAAAGGUUGAGGAGUCACAAGAGCCAGAAGAAGAGAACAAAAUACCUGAACCUGUUGAAGCCAAAAAAACAUCAGAGAAGGAGGUAACAAAUGACAGUGUUGAUGAGGCACCAGUUAAAGAGGAAGUUGCUGAGGAAGUGAAACCUCCAGAAGUUGUCGCCACACCUCGGGGUAGAAGGGGAAGAGGAGGGAGAGGAAGGGGCCGUGGGGUGAAAAAAUAGAACCCUACAUGGAUACUUCGCAUUGUAUGUGAACCAAAGUGUACUGUGCUGAUCUUGAGGAACAAGCUCUGAUGGAAGAGGUUGAAGCUGAAGGAUCUUGCAGUACUUCACCCUGAGAUGAUGCAACUUUUAAAGACAAAAAAAAAGAAAAAACAGAAGGAGAAUUUGAGGGCAUUGUAGCUGAAAGAUUGUUUUUUGUUUUCUGAAGGAGUGGUUUGUUGCUCAAUUUUUGAAUGAAGGAAAGAUUGAUUUAUUUUCUCCAGGGUCAUAUAUUAAGGAAAUGUGUUUUAGCUGGAAAUUAUCAGUAUGAUUUAAAUAAAAUAACUAAAGAAAUUAUAUUAAAACUUUUGCUUUAUAUCUUUGCAUUGAUCAUAAUACAUAUCCACUUUGAUGAGUGAACUGGAGUUACCAAGCCAGUAGUCCUCACCAGAAAGGCAGAGGAAUGUUAGUGUAAUGUGAAGCACAGCAGAGUAUAAUUAUCGAGAUAUAAGUAUAUCGCUUUACAUUUGAAAUAUAGUUCAUACAGCCCUGCUUAAAAAUUAAUAUGUAUACAUGCCUUUAUACAUACAGUAUUUGUAAGAUGCACUGUAACCUGAUUUUUCAAUGAUGUACUUUAAUAUUAAGGGCAGUUCUGAUUACACUUGUCUUUAAGAUACAGUUUUCACAUUUUCAAAUAUUCUUAUUGUCUCAAUGUCAAGAAGCAGAUGUGUGUGUGUACAAGUUAUCUGUGGUAAAGGAUAUCAACAAGAAAGCAUUAAUGGCUGAAAUUUACUUAAGAUCUUUGCAAAUUAAUUUGAUUAGGUAGUCAAACAAGAAAUGUGACCCAGUUACAGUACCCUGAUCACCUCUUAUUUUGGUUCGUCUUGUAAUACUUAAAUGUGUAUCAGAGGGAUUCUUUAGUUCUUCCCCAUCUGAAGAAGACGAAUCAUUCAAAGACCUCUCAGAAUUUUGAUAUUUGUUCUCGUUUCUUAUUUUAAAUGAUAUAUUCUUAACAAAAGCUAGUAAAGUAAAGUCAUCUCAUUGCCCUCCCCCCCCCCCUUUUUUCAAACCUAUAGCUGGAGUUGCUGCACUUGUAUGUGUCUAUGUUAAAACAUUAAUUGAAGACUAAUAGAUUCAGUAUUGCUCUUGUUUUGUAACAACUAUCCAUUGUAUUGGGUAAAACAUUGAAUUUUAUAUAUAUAUAUAUAUAUUCCAUAACAUAGGCAGAUUUAAAAUUUUCCCCCAUGGCACAUUAAAGCAUGUGCAGUACAUUACAUGUAUAAAUUGCAUGAUGCUGGAUUGAUUGAAUGUUGGUUAGCAUUUCUUGAUCAAAUGUGACACACUUCUUUUGAUUUUGUUCUCAUUUUGUUGGUCAUUGUUUUGUGGUUAGAAGUUAUAAACCAUUGACUUCACAAUGAGUCAAUCAAAAUUAAUCAGCAAGUGCUAACCAGUAUUAAAUCAGAUUUGUGUUACAGGACUGAUGUGCAUAAAUAAGUUGCCAUCAUAAUUUUGUGUGUAGCUCGGGUGCUACCAAAGACCUGUUUAGAUGCUCCCAUAAUUCCUUUACUUUCAUUAUUUUUUUUCCACUGUGCUAAAUAAAUGACAAGUAAAAGAAAAAA